Molecule: messenger RNA, 5186 nt
Organism: Labrus mixtus (cuckoo wrasse)
Lineage: Eukaryota; Metazoa; Chordata; Actinopteri; Labriformes; Labridae
Gene: sec24a
Product: SEC24 homolog A, COPII coat complex component
Exons: 24
Coding region: 314-3799 (1161 amino acids)
Biological process (GO): endoplasmic reticulum to Golgi vesicle-mediated transport; COPII-coated vesicle cargo loading; intracellular protein transport
Cellular component (GO): COPII vesicle coat; endoplasmic reticulum exit site
Molecular function (GO): SNARE binding; zinc ion binding
Source: RefSeq, a predicted model, not a curated record
AUCCCAACUUCCGGUGAAAGAGGAGAAGUGCUUCACACGAUUACUCUGACAAGGCCUAUCGGUAACCACCCGUAGAAGAGUUGACGGGGUUUCUGUGUAAGUCAUGGCCCUGUGAUCGCCAUCAGGCCGGCUAAUUAAUUUUAUAAGAUAUUGGCAGAGGACUGUUGAACGCCGAUUUGACCAAACGCCACAUCGUGAGAGCCACAGGUUUAAAAACCUAACCCGGGACUCCGAGCUAGGAGGCUAGCUAAAGACGCAGCUACCUAUUCGCCAACCAAGCACCUCUGACUUGGAUUCUGGUGUCUAUUUCAAGAUGUCAACAGCGGGGUUCAACUCCCAGAACGGGACAGGGACAGGGCAGGCAUAUGCUAAUGGUCCGUCACAGAAUCCAGUCGCCCUGCAGCAGUUGCCUGGGGUCAACUAUGGCAUGAGCCACCAGCCAACCUACAAUCCAAUGCAGGCCAAAGCUCCGGUACCACCCGGCCCUGGACUCUAUCCAGUUGGGCCCUAUCAACCUGUUCCCCCAGUCAGCCCCUACCAGCCUGGCCCACCACUCUCUUCCUACCAAGCUCCUCCAGGCCAGCCACUGUUGACAAGACCUCAAAUGGCAGGUCCUCCAUCCCAUACCCCUCCUCAGUCUGCCAGCCCAAGCCCUGGUCCUAGGUUGCCCCCUGCACAGGCUACACCCCCACCUCCUGCUGUAUCAUCUAGUAGCUACUACCAAAGCCCCCAGCAGCCACAGCCCAUGGCUCCAACAUGGCAAUACAACACAGCUCCCCCACCAAUGGGGCCACCCACUUCCAUGAACACACCUCCUCGCGGCCUCCCAGCAAACCAUGUGAACCCCGCCGCAAGCUCAACAGCACCACUGCCGCCAAUGUCAUCAGCAUCUUACAACUCGGCGCCACCAGCCUCCUUGUCCCACAGUGCCACCCAGCCCCCUGGCCCACGGAUGCCCCCCACAUCUCUGCACGGAUACAUCCAGCCAGGUGCUGCACCUCAACCCAUGAAUCCAAUGGUCCCCAACACAUACCAACCAAACAGAGCUCCCUAUGGCCCCCCACCUACAGGCCCACCACCAACCAUGAAACCUACAUCGCCACCGACUGGACCCCCAAUGGCAAAUGCCACACCUCCUCCUCCCAAAGCAGAUGCUCAGUGUGGGUGGGUGGUUAACAGCCCCCUCUCCCCCACUGAGCCCGACUGCCAAGAGGAAGAUAUUGAAUGUCCAGAACCUGUGGCUGGAAACGGCCCACAAGCCCCAAACAGCUACAAUCAUGUUGACAACAAAAUGGCUGGCCCUCCCCAGCCUGGACCACCAGGUCGGCACUUGGGCCACUACCCAUCUCUCCCCCCUGGGUACCAGAACCCCCCAGCUCCCCACAACGCAACACCCCCCAUGCACCCUGCAAUGCAGGCCGCCACGCAGCCUUAUACACAAGCACCUCAGCCAUACCAGCAGCCUCCUGUUGGCCCAGGCCCAGCCCAGCUGAGCCCGUCCCUGGCAGCCAUGAGCCUCCAGUCAAGCACACCAGAGGCUCUAAGAGUGGUCAACCUGCUGCAGGAGAGGAACCUGCUGCCUCCAAGCCCAAUCCCAGCCCCGACACCCUGCCUCCCACAGGACCUGCAGAAGAUCAACUGCAACCCAGAUGUGUGUCUUUCCAGGGUUUUUCGUUCUACGCUAACCAGCAUCCCUCAGACGCAGUCUCUGCUCAAUAAAGCCAAGUUGCCUCUAGGCCUGCUGCUCCACCCCUUCAAAGACCUCUCGCAGCUUCCUGUGGUGACAUCCAGCACCAUAGUCAGGUGUCGGUCCUGCAGAACAUACAUCAAUCCCUUCGUCUCCUUCCUGGACCAGAGGAGGUGGAAGUGUAACCUUUGCUACCGGGUCAAUGAUGUUCCUGAGGAGUUUAUGUACAACCCAGUCAGCAGAUCUUACGGAGAGCCCCACAAAAGACCAGAAGUCCAGAACGCCACCAUUGAAUUCAUUGCUCCUUCAGAAUACAUGCUGAGGCCACCACAGCCUGCUGUUUACCUCUUCAUUCUUGACGUAUCCCACAAUGCAGUGGAGACGGGCUACCUGAAUGUGUUUUGUCAGUCGCUGCUUGACAACAUCAAUGCGCUGCCUGGAGACUCGCGGACAAAGGUGGGCUUCAUCACCUUUGACAGCACCAUCCACUUUUACAACCUCCAGGAGGGACUUUCUCAACCACAGAUGCUCAUCGUGUCUGACAUCGAAGAUAUAUUUUUACCAACACCAGACAGCCUUCUAGUAAACCUAAAUGAAUGCAAAGAGCUUGUACAGGAUCUGCUAAAGAGCCUGCCAACUCUAUUUGAGAAGACCAUGGAGACCCAGUCUGCCCUGGGUUCAGCUCUGCAAGCAGCCUUCAAGCUGCUGUCACCCACAGGAGGGCGAAUGUCUGUGUUUCAGACCCAGCUGCCUAACCUGGGUGUGGGGGCGCUCCAGUCUAGAGAAGACCCCAACCAGCGGGCUUCUGCCAAGGACAUCCAGUACUUAUCUCCAGCAACAGACUUCUACAAGAAGCUGGCUCUGGACUGCUCCGGCCAGCAGGUGGCGGUCGACCUGUUUCUGCUCAGCUCCCAAUACUGUGACCUGGCGUCACUCGGCUGCAUAUCCAGAUACUCUGCAGGAAGCGUUUACUAUUACCCCUCGUAUCACCACCAGCACAACCCUGCUCAGGUGGAGUGCUUCCAGAAGGAUCUGAAGAGAUACUUAACCAGGAAGAUCGGCUUUGAGGCUGUCAUGAGGAUACGCUGCACGAAAGGUCUUUCCAUCCACACGUUCCAUGGAAACUUCUUUGUGCGCUCUACGGAUCUACUGUCCCUGCCCAACGUGAACCCAGAUGCCGGUUUUGCAGUUCAGAUGUCCAUCGAGGAAAACCUAGACGACAUGCAGACUGUCUCCUUCCAGGCUGCACUACUAUACACAUCUAGCAAAGGAGAGAGAAGGAUCCGUGUCCACACUCUGUGUCUCCCUGUGGUCAAUUCUCUGUCAGACAUCUUUGCUGGAGCUGACGUUCAGGCCAUCACUGGACUGCUGGCGUGCAUGGCUGUGGACCGCUCUGUGACGGCCAGUCUGAGUGACGCCAGAGAUGCGAUGACAAACGCUUCCAUCGACUCACUGUCAUCGUACCGACAGUCCGUGCUAACCAUCCAGCAGCCCGGCCUGCUGGCUCCGGCCUGCCUCAGACUCUUCCCACUCUUCAUCCUCGCCCUGCUCAAACAAAAAGCUUUCAGGACGGGCACCAGCACCAGGCUGGAUGACCGCGUGUUUGCCAUGUGUCAGCUAAAGUACCAGCCGCUGGCCUACUCCCUGCUGAUGAUCCACCCGGCUCUGUACCGAAUUGACGAUCUGACAGAUGAGGGAGCUUUGAACAUCAAUGAGCGGACCAUUCCUCAGCCCAGGCUGCUGCAGCUGUCUGUGGAGAAGCUCAGCAGAGAGGCAGCUUUCCUCAUGGAUGCAGGAACGGUUAUGUAUCUUUGGAUUGGGCGAAACUGCAACCCCACUUUCCUCUCACAAGUCCUUGGAGUUCCCAGCUAUGCUGCUGUGCCUGAUAACCUGUAUCUGCUCCCAGAGCUGGACACUGCCGAGUCACAGAGAACCAGAGCUUUCAUUGGUUGGCUGAGGGAUCAGAGGCCGUUCUUCCCCUCCCUGCAUAUCAUCAGGGACGAAAGCCAGCGGAAAGCCAGCUUUUUACAGAACAUGAUUGAGGACCGAACGGAGUCAGCCCUGUCAUACUACGAAUUCCUGCUUCACGUCCAACAGCAAAUCUCCAAAUAACGCUCAGUGGGAAAUGUGCAAAUGAGGAGACACUGAAGUGAGGACAUGCAUUGGCGCACGCGUGUCCUUAUGUAUGUAUGUAUGUAUGUUGGUAUGCUGUUCGAGUGUCUCUGUGUGGAAGAGGGACUGAGGGAUGCUCCAUCUCCAGUUAUGGGGCAGCAUGUCUGAGCUGAGCUGCUGCAACUUUGCGUCACUCAAAUCAAAUUCUGUGACGGACACUUAGACGGAGUGUCAAAGAAUCCAUUCUGAUGCUCAUUUGUCACUUUUUACCCCGCUGAAGCAUCACAUUGGAAGAAAAAAGAAAGAGAUCCGUGAUGAUGAAGAUGAUGAUGAUUAUUAUAUUGUCAAUGAUUGAAUGAAUCAGUGUUUAUUCUCAUAGAACAAUACUAUCUUACUGAGGUAUCGUUCAGAUACUGUCCAGGCAAAGCGAUGUGUGAAGUGUUUUUGUUCAAAAAGCACAGUUGUCUUUACUAAAUCAAGUCCAACGUAUGUACUGUAUGUGUGUAUGUUAGACUUGAGAAUAGUCUAUGAGGAUGUUUAGUAUGUUUGUGCUCAAAGACUGUUAUUGGGUGUCACCAGGAGUAUUUGUACACACAGAACACCAGAGCUCUAACAACACUCUAAUAUCGUACCUGGAGGACAGAACGUGUGCUUUUUAUUUCUGUCAUUAUAAUUGUGUGUCGAACAAAUCUGUAGACUCUGGCGUAACCGUUGAAAUGUUGUUUGAAGGCUGAUGGAAAUGGCCGUCUUAGCUGCCUGAAUGUUUGGAUUCGGCAGUGGGAAGUUUAUUUCAUGGGUCUCAUCUGUCCUUCAGAAACUUUCUGUCAUCUUUUCAGAACACCUCGAUAACACCCUAGUCUGUUUGUUUAUUUCCUUCUCUUUUUUUUCCUCUCUGAUAAUUAAUAAUUUAUGAGACUCCCAUUAUGAUUAAAUUCUAUAAUUGCCUUGUAUGGGAACUCACUUUUUAUUAUUAAACCUCUGUUCAAAUACAGACUCUAUAUAUGAAAUAUUUUAAUAUAAUAGGAUAUGGGAAUUCUUUAACACAGACAGAACAAAGCCAUUGUGAUCUUUUAAUCAUGCUUAUUGAUACUUGUACAUUGAAAAGACUGCAUUAUAUAAAGGUGAAGAAAUGCUGAUGAUUUUAGUAUAAACAUUACGGUGGAAUGAUGCUAAGAAAAUAAAAUGUUUGGGACUUUUUAAAUGUAGUUUUGUGUUUUGGUGAGUGAACAGCAGGAGUUACACAGUGAAAAGAAAGGAUACAAAACAGAAUGUGGACAGAUAUAUUCAAUAUUUCUCCUGACUGGGUUUAAAAUGACAUUUGUUGAUCUGAUUUCAUACAAUUUGUAAUCUAUGUAUAAUAAAAACAAAAAUGUAUUUAGGAAAAAAA